Phytophthora infestans T30-4 is the source of this 324-nucleotide messenger RNA. RefSeq lists its product as uncharacterized. The transcript is spliced from 2 exons. The annotation marks the transcript as partial. NCBI's taxonomy places the organism in Eukaryota, Oomycota, Peronosporomycetes, Peronosporales, Peronosporaceae. The record is from RefSeq and is a predicted model, not a curated record.
AACAAAAAAGAGAUCAAACUCAAGAAAGAAACAGGAUGGGACGAAGGCGCUGCUGCAGCUCGGAUGAGUCCAACCGAUACGCUGGUCAGGCUGUCGUGGCCAGGACAAGAAAAAUAUGAGAUCGUCAAGUGGCUUGCAAGACAAAGCAAAAAUAUAUUGAGACGCUCAGACAGAUACGGCACUGGCUGCGAAAAAUGGAUUUGUUUCAACCUCAUGAGAUUUGCAAUUGUGUUCGGCCUGCUGCUGGCUCAAAUCCUUUGCCCGCAUAAAGGCGACUGUCUACCCAUUGGUGUGCUUCAAGCGUCGCUGCACUUCCGACUGUGA